Nomia melanderi (Alkali bee) is the source of this 9763-nucleotide messenger RNA. NCBI's taxonomy places the organism in Eukaryota, Metazoa, Arthropoda, Insecta, Hymenoptera, Halictidae. The record is from RefSeq and is a predicted model, not a curated record.
GGCGGCAAACGCGAGUGCCGGCGUGGAUCGCGUUUCCAGUUUAUCCGACGGCGUUUACCGUCGCGCGACGCUCCCGUCUCGCUUCCGUCGCGGCCGACGAUUCCACCGGAAACAACCGACCGACCAGAACCUCCGAAAACGAGAAAAAUCGAACUUACUUCGUCUCUCUAUCGAAACGAUGUUCCCAUCGGGACGCGCGAGGCAGACUUAAUACGAUCAGUGAACUCCGACAAAGAUUUCAUAUAAAUUCAAAGAACCGUUGAAUAAUUAGACGCGACGAUCGUAUCUAUCGAGGACGUUCCUGCGAUUCUUUGGUCUUCGAAGAUACUUCGAAGGAUAUCGAUUUGAAAGGAAAACCGAGGAAUAUCUGGCAACGAGGGAGUUUGUUCCAUCGGUUCGUUCAGUGAAAGAGAAUCGCAAUCUUGUAUUGAAACUUCGAAUCUGCCGGAGACAGCUAUCAAACUUAGUGAACGAGGAUCCUCGGGAAACUCGAAGUUCUUCGAGUUUUAAACUGCAGUGCGCGUCUUCGAGGGAAAAUAAAGAACUAACUAACGGAGGAAUUCCUUCAUAAAAUUAACAGGAAUAAUUUAAAAUAAAUUACUUCUCGCUGAUUGAUAAGAUAUUAGUUGUUAAUAUUUGGCGUAAGAUCGAAAGGAUCCUUGCGCGAGGAUCGGCGUCGAUGAACUUCGCAGUUUCUGAACUCGGCGCCGAUUGCGACGUUACCGCUCGUGCCGCGUCUCGCCGAGAUUUAUAGAACGACCGUGGACCGCCAAGGUUGCCCGCGGUGGUGAUUUCGGCGCAGUGACCCUAAGGACGCAGCCUCGAUCCGAUAAAUCACCGUUAUACAAUGGGAGGAUCCAAGAUCGCGAAUUACGCGGGAUGCGGAGGAUCGAACGGCAUGCUAGAUCCUCGUCCGGCAACCAAAUAAGGAAUCCCUCAUUAAGAAUUCUUUCUCCCUCGAAGUCCCUUCAAUCCACUUGUCGUUUUACAAGAGCGAGAGCGUCUCAGCGCUAAUGAUUCCAACUUAAUUAAGAAACUUGGAGAACAGAAGGAGAGGGGAUAAUUCGGGAAGGCGAUCGAGGAAGUUUAUUGGGAAGCUGCGUGAAGUAGAAGGCAGAGAAAUUUAUUGGGACAUCUGACUAAACGGAGAGGCGAAAGAAUUUGUUGAGAAACUCGAAAAAGGAAGCAAAGUUUCCGAAGGAAAUUUUAGGAAGAUAAUAGAAGAGACGUUGUUUGUGAGAUUUGACUAAAAUUCAAAGAUUCGCGGGAAAUUUGGCAAAGCCGAGAGGCGAAGAAAUUCGUCGGGAAAGUUGAACUUGAGGAAGCAAAGUUUUCGAAGGAAACUUUAGGAAGACAACAAAAGAGACGUUGAUUGUGAAAUUUGAUGAAGCGGAGAGGCGAAGAAGUUCCACGGGAAACUUUGAGAGAAAAAGAAGCAAAGUUUCCGCGGGAAAUUUUAAGAAGACAAUAGAAGAGACGUUUACCGUGAAAUUCUACGAAAAGCUGAAUGAUUCGCGGGAAAUUCGAUAGAGGCUUCUAGAGGAUCGCGGGAGUCGGUUCAACCGCGAACGUGUUCGACGAAAGUGAAUUCUUUCGAAUCAUCGGAGCAGUGAAUUUCUCCGACUAGAAGUAACAGGAUUGGGCAAGGCAGAAAUUUCCGAUCGGAGCGUGAAUUUAUUACGCGAGGCUCGCAGGAGGAAUAUCGAUUGAUAAGGGUGCGGAGCGAAAUACGAGGAUUUAAUUCGCGGACGCGGAAAGAUUCUGCGGGAAGGUUUAUUCCUCGGGGUAAAAGUACGUGGGCCGGAAUAGAUUUCUGAAAAAUUCGCGCGCGAUAGUUCGAGCGUUUGGUGAAGGAAGGUAGAAAGAAAGGAAGGAAGGAAUUUAUCACCCGUUAGAAACGUGAGGCACAAAAAACAGGAGAGAAAUGUAUAAUUGAUAAGAGGCGUCGGGCGAAAUACGAGGAUUUAUUUUGAGUGCGCGGCUCUUGAGUCAAACUUCUCGGAGAAGUUUAUGCUCCGAGGCGAAAAUAUUUGAGAAGAGAAUCUCGAGGAAUGUACACAUCUUUCGAUAGAAAAAAGUGAAGCCGGUGAAUCUGAGAAGAGAAGGAAUUCCCGAACGACUCGACGACCUUCACGUUAUCCACUGAUAUUACAACUCUGAUGUUAUAAAAGUUCGACGUUAACGAUCGUUGACGAUUUCCGGAAGCGUUAACGUUCUACCGAGCAAAAACUGUAGCGCCUAACUCGCUCCGGAAAGCCAGGCGGUUACGAAACACGCUCGAACGAACAAAAGUUCCACCUGCCGCGCGGUCGAACGUUUCGAAAGAAGCGCGGAGGUAAAAUCGAAGGAACACGUGUCGGUUCGUUCUUAACUUAAAUUGAACAGCGCAAGGAACGUGAAACGCAAUACGAAUACAAGUAACAGAAUGAGUAAAAUAUAGAAUAACGAAACGUAAGGAAGUUACAGAGAAUUCCUCUGUGAAAGGUAUUCGAAGUGACCGUGUUCAUAUUGUACGCAUUGUUCAAGAAGCAUUGAUUCAAGUUGAGCUCUCGAAAUAUUUUAUAAAUACCGAACGACAGACGCUGGUGACGUUUCUUCAAGAAGCCGAUCAAAUGAAUUGAGCUGAAUUCAAGGAAGAACACAGAAGACUCGAAAAGAGCGAGUCGAGAAGAGGAAGAUCAGCGGCCGGUCAGCUGCAUUUCAGCGGGCGUGUUUGUUUAUCGCGCGGAGUCUAUCUUCUGCCCGACGGAGGUACCGUUGAAUCGAUAAAUCGCAGCUAUUUGUUGUUCCUCGAGGAACAAGCGAGAGUUGGCUGGCCACCGCUGCGGGUCGUAUCGGUCCGCGAGGUUUCACGGGCGCCGGAAACCUUCAACGUGACCGGACGUCGCUGAAAAACCGCGACACGUUCCUUCGACGGAGUGCCAUUAAUAUUUCCCAUUAAUACUAAUAUUAAUAUUGAUAUUUAAAAUGAAAUAAAGAAACGAAUGAAUAACGAUAAAUGACGAAUGGAUCCGCUGGAGACGGUCCCCGGAAAAGCUCGACGGGUUUUAGAAACGUUCCGACGUCGCGAGAUCGAUUUCUCCGCAGAACAUGUGGACGGUGUUGAUCGGCAUUUCGCGGGAGGCAUCGUUGGCUCGGAUAUCGAUUAUCAGCGUUCUUUGGUGACUUCGUUUUGCUAGGAUUUCGACCGAAAGGGAAUUCUUCUAACGAGUUUUGUAAUGGACGUUAUUGGCUCGAAGUUUCAGCGAAGAGACUUUGAGGGUUAAGGAACCGGGUAUAUUUCUUGUUCCCGCGGAUCGCGGACACAUUCGUCUGCGAAAUAAACUCUCGUUUGUAUCUGUCUGACUUUCUGUCGGGUGUGGCCUUGAAGUUUUCGUAUUAGUUACUAGCAUUGUCGCUCGUUCCUUUGAACAGAGAGACGAUUAAGUGUGCAUCGGCAUUCUAGAAUCUUGAGCGUUUAUCCAUAGCUUGAGGCGUUACAAAGGAGAAUCAAGAUAAGAGGAAGAUUAAAUAAACAAAGAUUAAAUACAAAGUGAGUUAAUCAAGACUUUAGAGCCCCUAUCGGAAUAUUGAAUCUUCAACAGACUCGUUCACUGUGAAGUUACCCAAAAAGUCGCUACGGAGUUCGAAACUCCCAAAUCCUGCGGCGCGCGAACUUUUGAACAAACGCGGGAACUCCGACGAUGCAGCGCGCGGUAAUCGAGACAACAACUAACUCCAGAAACCGAAUCGAGUGAAGGGAAUCAACGAAACGAAGAGAUUCAGUGAAAUCAAACAAAUAAAUGAAAUCAGUCCUACCCUAAAUUCUCCAGACGAAUUCACUCUAAUCGGGCCUCGAGUUCUCUAGCAUUCAAAGGAAGAAAACCACUAAGGAGAACCUACUGGCAGCCAUGUUCUCCAUCACAUCGACGUUCAACCUGAACUCCGGCUGCCACCGGGACUCGUUGGACCUUCUGCAUCGCGUGAGACGGUCCGAGUCGCCGACGGCGAUCGGCAACCUGACGCAUUACGGCUACAAAGAUCGCAGCUACGAGCCGGGCCUAGACUUCGACGAGAAGCCAAACGAGGCUUGCCACCCGCUGUACUUCCUGCUGGACUUUUUCCAUCAGUACUACAUCCCGUCGAUCAUACUGCUAGGCCUGGUGGGCAAUCUGCUGUCCUGCAUAGUGUUUCUGAACACGUACCUCAGGAUACGCAGCUCCAGCUACUACCUAGCCGCGCUGGCCACGGCCGACUUCGGUUUCCUGAUCACUCUGCUGCUGGUCUGGCUGAACGACACGCUCGGCUGGAAGGUGUUCAACAAAGACGGCUGGUGCGAGACGCUGGUCUACGUGAGCGCGGUGUGCAGCUCGCUCAGCGUCUGGCUGAUCGUCGCGUUCACCGUGGAAAGGUUCAUCGCGGUGCAGUACCCGUUCCACCGGCCACACAUCUGCACGAUCAGCAGGGCGAAGUCGAUUGUCCUCGUUCUAGUGAUCCUCGCGUUGACCAGUCAUUCCUACUCGUUCGUCACCGCUGGAGUGGUCCUGACCAGGGACGGCGAGGAGUACUGCGACCUGAAGGUCGAGUACAUGGAGACCAUGAAGAUCAUCAACAUCAUAGACAGCAUCGUCAGCCUGAUCGCGCCCCUCGUGCUCAUCAUCGUUAUGAACACGAUGAUCAUGAGGAACCUGUUGAAGUUCAGCCAGAAGUUCAAGCAGACGCCGUCCACUUCUACCGAUUACCCCAGCAGGGAACGCUCCGACAUCAACCUGAACCAAAUACCGAGUGCCAGCACCAGCAACAAUGGCGGCGGCGGCGUCAAUCUGGGACCAAUGCCCGGAGGUCGUAGGAUACCCUCGCAGCAAUCUUUUAACUCGUCGAAGAACAACCAUUCCCAUCAUUCCCGGCAUCAGACGAACUCGGUGCCGCCGUCCACGCCGCGUAAUGUCUGCCAGCUGCCCGAAAUAGCUGCUCGCUGUAUACGUAAACACCAAGUCGUCCUCGAGGAACCUCGUGUCGAGGAGGAAUCAACAAGGGAAUACGAAGACGUUGCUGCUGAUAAGUACCGUCUUCAUUCUACUGAAUUUACCGAGCUACGUGAUCCGGCUGUGCGUGUUCUUCUUUACGCUAGCCCACAAGAACAAGCCCGACCUGCUCUGGUGUCUGCAGCAGUUCUUCAUGCUACUCUACUACACGAAUUUCAGCAUCAACUUCCUGCUGUACGCGAUGUGCGGCGUCACUUUCCGACGGUGUCUCCAGCAGCUGAUGCGCAAGGUGUUCAAGAGCUUGACCACUUACCACUGCAACCCGCAGCGAUAGAUGAGACCGUCGUUCCGACGGCGCCGCCGCCGUUGGAACGAUGAUCUCGCUGAUUCUGUGAGCAUCCUCUGAACGAGACGCAGACGGUUUGCCAACCACUUCGCGGCCAGGGACGAACGUUGCAGUAUUGAAAACGAUAAUACCUCAGGAGGCGUCUGGUUUAUGGUCACGAAACGGCCGAACGAACCGAUUUCCACUUUCACGCGAAGCAUUCGGCGCACCGGAGACGAUCGCGGGACAUUGUCUCGAUAAAAAUAUAUUGGAGAUAAGAAAAAUAUAAGAAACGUUGAAUAUUCGUAACAUUCUAAAGAUUUUUCGAGAGUCACGGGAGAACGAUAUCGAUGAACGAGCUUCCGGAAGCAACGCGACGCGUUCCACAUCGAGCUAGAUUAACAUUAGAACUACUAGAUACGUUAAAUUGACCAAUCGAUUAUUCCUUCUUUUGUAAUCACCGACAACGUGCAGAUACUUGUUCGAGGAAUUAUUGAAGAAGCUUAUUUAGUAAUAUCGAAACUCAGAUAUAGUCAGUUGAAAUCUUGAUGACUACACAUUGACUUUUAUAAAGAAACUUUGAAAAGACAGUUUAAGCGGUAGUUCUAGUGUUAACCCAUUGGGAACGAAUGUCAUUUCAGAGGCAUCAAGGUUUCAUUUCUCGAGGGAGAAGUUGUAAAUAAAUAAUUUAAUUGUUCGGAUAAAGGAAGAUCAGUGUAUAAUACUCUUUCUUCUAAUAUUUAAGAGUUUUAUAUAUAAUUUAGCUUUAUACGUUGAAAGUCUUUAAAUAACUGCACAAAUCCUCGUCUGCGAACGGUUAAACGCGUUCAAUGAUCGACUUCCUGCGUGAACAACGCGGAAUCCUUUCGGAUUCAUACGAAAUAUCGUUUUAGCUGUUGCCAAUCCUUACACUUCGGAGUGAACGGAACGAGCAUGGAAUUUUUGCCUUCUCGGCAAAUUGUUCGCCACGAGGUAAGUCGUCGAGUUUUGUUAACACUAGAACUACCGAGUUCAUCGGGGUUGACACGUGAAUUUUUUCCGAUUUUAGAAACUAUUUGCUUUCGAGAUCAUUUCCGAUAGUAUUUACAUGAGUAUUACUAAGAAAAUAUCCAAAUGAAUAUUAUUGUAAAUAAGUACUUGCUAAAUAGAACAAUAAUCGCACAACGAGACAAUUGAGAGUCGUUGUUUCUACGGGUACGGUAGUUCUAGCGUUAGACACAUCACAGAGGAGAGAGAGUUGAUUAUCGCCGUUGGGUUCCGACGUUCAUGCAAAUUCAGAUUUUGCGUCAGGAUCGCGUGUUAAUGAACAGUUCUCGCAUACCGGGCGAAACAUCGCGGCAGCGUUAUAACGGUGGCGAGUUUGUUAUCAAUGCGAUGUGUGUUUAUCGCGUGGAGCGCACACCAUAAAUAAUUGUCUCGAGAUAACGACCUCCGGCGCUUGAUAGAGGAGAUCGUUGUUGUUGAUCUUUCCAACGCAACACUUCACGCUGCGACAACGGAAAAGAGAGACAGCCUCGGCACACAUCGUUAUCUGCCACUUUUCCCUUGUUUACAAUUACCGUGGAAAAUCACGAAUAUUCAGUGUACACUUAACCUGUUCGUUUAUCAAAGAUGAUCGAGUUCGAAAGUUGAGAAAUAUUCGAUUAACACUAUUUUCACGUGUAUAGAAUUUUAUAAACAUUAUUCGGUAAAUUUUUACGUUCACGAAAUAGUUUGGAAUAAAUGCUUCGUUCAUCGGGGUUUCGAACAGUUCUAGAUUCGAUUGAAUCUAGAUUGAUCGAUCUGCUUCGGACGAAUGCCUUCGUAUUGGCGACAUUGCGUUUUUUAUAUCGAAAAUCGCAAGUUACUCGGAAGUUUUUCAGUAGAAAUAUUUGAACAUUUUCUGACGAGAUAAACACGAUAUUUCGUGAAACUAAGUGGAAGAGAAAUCAUGUACAUUAGAAGAAAAGGCUAUUUUAAUUCAAUAUUUCUCCAAUUGAUGCGUUAUACAAGGUAUAAUAUUAAAUAUCUAAUUUUACAGUUUCACCGUAUGAAAUCUGGCGGUGAAUGAGUCACCUCUCGAGUGCAAAGGGUUAAGAGUUUGAAAUAUAAUUUAGCUUCAUACGGAAAAGAGUUUUGAAAUUCCAAUUCUCGUCUGCAAAGGAUUGCUAUGUCACGCGAAUUCCGACUGAUUUUCUUGAUAUAUCCGACGAAACUAAUUCUAUUCUGUUCAUAAGACACCAGAAGGGAAUCUCCACGAAGAAUGUCAGGUUUCCUGUUUCUGUUUCGUUAAGAAAAUUGUGUUGAUGGUAGGGGAUUUCGACGAACGCUGAUUCGGUGGCCGACGUGUCAAUGUCUCCAGAUAUCUAAUAAAGAAGACGGAGAUAGAUCUAACUGUCAGAGAGUGUUUAGAAGUUUGUCACGAAAUGUGACAAGCCUCGCAGAAAGUUUUAGACUCUUAUUAGGUAUAACAUCAGUGCUUCGUCGAAACAAUUUUAACGGCCGCUGUCACGUACACAGUUUCAUUAGCCAGCGAUUAUGGCGAACUUGAAGCAAUUAUUACAUAAUUCGAGGUGAUAGAAUACAUAAUGCAUUGUGAGCCUUUUAAAAACGACCCAGAAGGGAACAUUGGAACGUGAAAACUGUUAUUAUGAGACACGUUUCCCGAGACAACAAUUUCGUUGUUAUCUUCCGGAUAAAUUCACGAAUUAUUUUACAAACGGCUGGAUAAAUAUUAUUCUUACGUUCCACGAAACAACGAUUUCGUUAUUUUCUCUCGAAUAAAUAUAUUAAUUAUUUUACAAACGACUCAGAGAGAAACAUUGAAACGUGGCAAAUAUGAUUAUUACGCAGUUUAAGGUAAACAUUUGUUAUUUCCCCUUGAACAAUAUACUAAUUAGUUUAACGAUCACCGGACAAGCAUCGUUGAAUCUUGAAAGUAUGAAUUUGCAUGGAACUCGUAACCCGACCGGUAAAAAAAAAUAACUUAAGAGCGUUCGUUGCAUUUCGCGAACGAGGCGAAGCGUUUGAGCACUGGAGUAUGUAUUAUAUAAUUUCGGCUACGUAUCGGGUGUCCCCGAAAUCGUGUCAAAAUCGAGAGGAGGACUCGUGGAAAAUAAUUAUUAGACUGCGGAUUUUUGUGUAUUUAUAGAGGAUGGAAAUCGAACGAACGUAAUAAACUGUGAAAUGUUGCAAAAUUUAAUGAUGCCUAUAUUUCAACGUUAACACACCGAAACCAUUAAUAGACGAUGUAAACUUCUGUUCUAUCCCAGCCUUCCUAAACUGUAUUAAGAAAAUUAUGUUUUCCAUAAAGAUUCGCAGUAUAAUAGUAAUAUUAAUAAUAAGAAUAAUAAUAACAAUAACAGUAAUAAUAAAAAUAAUAAUAAUGAAUGUUUGUACACUAAAACCAAAGAAUGUAAUAUUGAAUUUAACGAGAAUUUAAUAUUGAACAAAAGAGAUGGAAUUCCAAGGAAUUUUUACCUUAUUCUUUACCGGAAGAUCUUCAUAAUCUGUUCAACGAAGAAUGGACCGAAGUAUUCGGAAGCUAAAUGGUUGGUGCAGUCUUCGGUAAAUUUCGAGGAAAGUUUGAGUAACUUUAUAAAACGAAACACGCAAGCCUUCGUCACGUUGAAAAGUGAUCGUUUUAAUUCUUUCAACAGGCUCCAAUAUUGCACCAGUUGUAAUAUUAAAUAUUUCAAUGAAUCUUAAAGAAACUACCCUGAAAUUAUUCGAUUUUCCGCGCAUCCAAAUUUUCUGAUAAGAAGGAAAAUAAAAGAUCGAAGGAAUGUUAUAGCAUUUCUAAUUUUCGAUAGGAGUACUAUAAAAAUUAGUUGCAGUCGCUGAUAGAUUACAAAACAAUUGUUUCCAUGAUAAUUCUCGUAUGUUCUUGAUUAUUUUAAACGAAUAAUUUACAAAUUUCUAAACAGAUCAUUUCCGAGUGGCCAAUGAUUUGCGAAUUUUGAAAUAGAUCAUUUCCGAACGAUUAAUAACCUCGGAAUCAUUUCCGCGGAACUGCACGAACCUUUUUGGAUGGUAAAUAAUUCGUUUGUCGCGAUUUCAGAGACGCUUCGACGACUCGUUCGAAUUUGGUAAUUCAAAGCAGAACGAGAGAGAGAGAGAGAGAGAGAGAGAAAGAGGAAGAGAGAGAAAGAGGGAGGCUAAGUUAAUUCAAGAAAUCGAAGAGUCUUUCAGGAACGAUCGAAAGUUGCGAAAGUAAAGUUAAAGCGAAGUAAUCGUCUGUACUGUAAAAACGAGGAAACUGUGCGGGUGUAUGUGUGUAUGCGCGUGAUCCCCGAAGACCCGCGCGUUGAAUGUGUGCGCUGUUACGAAGGAGGGUUGUUAUCGAUGAAUGUGAACCAAUUUGCAUCCGUAAACGUGAUCUUCUUUUACACUAGGGAAUCGACUACUUUCAAGCACCGUCAUCGUAUGUAAAUAUUGUACUGUAAUUUAUUCAUUGUAUACAAUACGAGCACUAUUAUUCGAUCAAAUAUGUAGU